Molecule: messenger RNA, 748 nt
Organism: Neodiprion virginianus
Lineage: Eukaryota; Metazoa; Arthropoda; Insecta; Hymenoptera; Diprionidae
Exons: 3
Coding region: 43-561 (172 amino acids)
Source: RefSeq, a predicted model, not a curated record
CGGAGGUGGACGAGGAGGAGGACGAGGAAGACAAGAAGAACAAUGUGGACGUGGAGGGCAAGGAUUUGUCCUCGGUAUAACCCAAGAUGGUCAUGGAUGGUUGUUGAAGGUGGUUGGCGGUGCUUGAAGGUGGUCGGAGGUGUACGACGAGGAGGACGACAACGUGUGCACUCACAAAUCAUCGUCUUCCUCGUUCACCUCCGACCACCUCCAACCACCGUCAACCACCUCCGACAACCAUCUCGGGUUAUACCUGGAAAGGGCAAAAAGAGCGUGGGACUAACAGCAGAGAAAGUACGAAGGAAAGAGCACCAGCUGAAAAAUAUCAGAAACACUGAAUCUGGUUUUUUGGCUGUAACUUCUGAUCCGUUUCUCGCAGCGCAUUGGGACUGCGACCAAUCGAUUCCUCUCGCAAAAUUACGUCGGAAUAGUGCACGAAAGAAUUUAUUCCAGCACUUUUCAAGAUCGCCAAAAUUUGCGCUAAAAAUACAAAGGUGUUACGCCCCGACGUACCGCCUUGGCGUACCCUUUUCAAAAUUCCAUUUCAUUUCAUUUCUCUAAUUUCUUCAAUUAUUUCAUCACAAUCUGAUAUUCUAAUAAGGUCACAUACAGUCCUCAGAAUCCGCUGACAUUGUAUUUUAUUUGCUGACACCAAGAAUUGCGCUAUAAAAUUACUGACCUAGUAACAGCGGCGCUCAGCCCGGGAAUAUCUAUUUUUAAGUGAAAAUUAUCAUCAAUAAUUAGGAUA